Messenger RNA from Chiroxiphia lanceolata (lance-tailed manakin), 1137 nucleotides. RefSeq names its product G protein-activated inward rectifier potassium channel 4-like. Gene Ontology annotation, cellular component: plasma membrane. Lineage: Eukaryota; Metazoa; Chordata; Aves; Passeriformes; Pipridae. Gene Ontology annotation, biological process: regulation of monoatomic ion transmembrane transport; potassium ion import across plasma membrane. The record is from RefSeq and is a predicted model, not a curated record. Gene Ontology annotation, molecular function: G-protein activated inward rectifier potassium channel activity.
CACCCAGAAUGUUUGAUAGAUGCCUGGAAUGUAGCUGUUCUCAGAUGUAUUCCUAUUUUUUCUCUGCAUUCCUGGGGCCCAGCCAUGGCUGGAGAUUCCAGGAUCUUCAUGAACCAGGACAUGGACAUCGGGGUGACCUCCAGGGAGCCCAAGAAGAUUCCCAAGCAGGCUCGGGACGAUGUCCCCAUCGCCACCGACCGGACGCGCCUCAUCUCGGCCGAGGGGAAGAAGCCCCGGCAGCGGUACAUGGAGAAGAGCGGCAAGUGCAACGUCCACCACGGCAACGUGCAGGAGACCUACCGCUACCUCAGCGACCUCUUCACCACACUCGUGGACCUCAAGUGGCGUUUCAACCUCCUGGUCUUCACCAUGGUCUACACCAUCACCUGGUUGUUCUUUGGGUUCAUAUGGUGGCUCAUUGCCUACAUCCGGGGAGACCUGGACCACCUGGAAGAUGAGAACUGGAUCCCCUGCGUGGAAAACCUCAGCGGGUUUGUGUCCGCGUUUCUGUUCUCCAUCGAGACGGAGACGACGAUCGGUUACGGCUACAGGGUGAUCACGGAGAAGUGCCCCGAGGGCAUCGUGCUGCUCCUCAUCCAGGCCAUCCUGGGCUCCAUUGUCAACGCCUUCAUGGUGGGCUGCAUGUUCGUCAAGAUCAGCCAACCAAAGAAAAGGGCUGAAACCCUCAUGUUUUCCAACAACGCCGUGAUCUCCAUGAGGGACGAGAAGCUCUGUCUCAUGUUCCGGGUUGGAGACCUCCGCAAUUCCCACAUUGUCGAGGCUUCCAUUAGAGCCAAACUGAUUAAGUCCAAACAGACCAAAGAAGGAGAGUUUAUUCCCCUGAACCAAACGGACAUCAACGUGGGAUUUGACACUGGAGACGACAGGUUGUUCCUGGUGUCCCCUCUGAUCAUCUCACACGAAAUCAAUGAGAAAAGCCCCUUCUGGGAGAUGUCUCGUACGCAGCUGGAGAAGGAGGAGUUUGAAAUUGUGGUCAUUCUGGAAGGAAUGGUGGAAGCAACAGGUGGGAUGUUGUGCUCUGAGAUAACCCGUACUGAAAGAUGGGUCCUCCAGCUCCUGUUGUAGUGUUUCACACUCCUUUUGUAAGCCUGGGAUUCAAGCAAAGGAAUCAGUUGU